Messenger RNA from Blastocystis hominis, 1911 nucleotides. RefSeq lists its product as hypothetical. The transcript has a single exon. Gene Ontology annotation, molecular function: ATP hydrolysis activity; ATP-dependent protein folding chaperone; heat shock protein binding. The coding region runs from base 1 to 1911 and encodes 636 amino acids. Gene Ontology annotation, cellular component: cytoplasm. Gene Ontology annotation, biological process: protein refolding; cellular response to unfolded protein. The record is from RefSeq and is a predicted model, not a curated record. NCBI's taxonomy places the organism in Eukaryota, Bigyra, Opalinata, Blastocystidae.
AUGUCGUCAACUACAUUUGGAAUUGAUUUGGGAUCUACAAACUCUGUCGCAGCAAUAUGGAAGAAUGGAGAUAUCGAAGUUUUAGCUUAUAAAACAGGUUCUCGUGUUUUUCCUUCUUGUGUUGCCUAUAAUAAAAGGAAUCCUACCUAUAGUAUUAUAGGGUAUUUUGCUAAGCAAAAAAUGCAAACCACAAGCUAUGGUGUUUUCCACCACGUCAGAGAUCUUCUCGGAGUUUCUUAUGACAAUCCCAUCGUUGCAGAAAUGCGUGGAUCUGUGGGAUAUGAUAUACGAAAUGGUGCUGAUGGAAAACUUGUCGUUGCUAUUCAAACUGAAGCUGGAGAUGUAGUAAAACACCCUGAAGAUGUUGAAGCUAUGAUACUUUCAGCUAUCGCCGAAGAGAUGAAAGGUGUUGCUGGAUUUGAUAUACGAAAUGCUGUAAUAACUGUUCCUACAUAUUUCGAUCAAUAUAAACGAGAUUUGACAAAAUUGGCAGGUCAAAUCGCAGGAUUGAAUGUUCGUGCUAUUAUUUCCGAACCUCAAGCUGCUGCUUAUGCUUAUCUUGAUUUUACUAAUGAAGAUCGAGAUUUGACUUUAAUGAUUUAUGAUUUGGGUGGUAGAACAUUUGAUGUAACAAUAUUGGCAUAUGAAGGAGAUGAAUACACAGAACUAGCUACUGAUGGUGAUAUAUUUUGUGGUGGUCAUGAUUUUGACAAAUUGAUAUUGGAUGAAAUGAAGAAGAGAUACAUGGAUGAAACUGGGGAACCAAUUCCUGCGAAGUUAAUAGCCAAAGUUCUCUCAAAAUGUGAGCAAGCCAAAAUUGAUUUACUAACCUAUCCUCACACUGAAAUAGAUAUUACAGAUGAUGUGAUUAUUGUUUUUACUCGAGCCGAAAUGAAUCGAUUAAUCGGACCUAAACUUGCAGACACUUUGAAGAUUUGCGAUCGAGCAAUUGCAGCAGCUAAAAUCACUGUUUCAGAUAUUGACAGUAUCAUUCUUGUUGGUGGUUCAACUCGACUACGAUUGGUGGAAGAAUUACUUAAAGGUCAUUUCCCUAAAAUUCCUAUAAAAGGAAACAUCAGUCCUGAUUUAUGUGUGGCCUAUGGUGCAGCUAAAUAUGGACAUAAUCUCGAUAUUCACCCUGUUUCUGAUCCUAUUCCUCCUUCACCCCUUGUUUCGGGGUCUGUUGAAGAGUAUCUUAAAAUGUUUGAAUCAAGAUAUCCCGAUCUGCCUCCAUUUGAUGAAUAUGAGAUUGAUGAAUUAUCUCUAUAUAAUCAACUAAUUCUCAGUGAUGAAAAUGGUAGAAUGCAGAAAAUGAAUCUUUGCAAAAUGGACAUUGGUAUUUCCAUUGGAGGGCGAAUGGAAGUUCUCAUUCCACGAAACACUGUUCUUCCUGUAUCCAAGAAAAAGAUGAUUUGUCUGAAAGAUAUUUACCAAUCAGAAAUAAACAUUUCAAUUUAUCAAGGGAUUGAUUCAAUAGCUAAGAACAAUGAUGAAUUAAAAAGACUUGAAGUGAAAUUGGGCCAUUACAAUUGUUCGAUUAUAUGUUUAGUUCUUGAUAUGAAUAGGGAAGGAGUUUUGUCAGAAAGGGUCAUAGACUGUGAAACUGGACAUGAUAUGGAAUGUAAAAGUAUUCUUUUAUUGUCGGCAGAUGGAACAAUAAAAGGGAGUCAAAAUGGAGUGGAUCAACAAAAAAGAAGAGCUCGAAAUAGCGUACGUGCAUUGGAUAUUAUUCGUAAUCGAUUACAAAAGUGGGGAUUCUCGUUAAUAGAAGAGGGGGCCAGUGAAGAAGACCAAAAGAUAAUUUAUAGUAAUUACAGUCGCUUACAGAAUGAACCAUUAUCGGUAAACUUGAUAACCGAAAUCUAUACUAUAUUCACUCAUAUUCGUUGGAAAAUUCAAAAUAAAAAGUAA